Amphibalanus amphitrite is the source of this 2223-nucleotide messenger RNA. Its product is annotated as threonylcarbamoyladenosine tRNA methylthiotransferase-like. The record is from RefSeq and is a predicted model, not a curated record. Gene Ontology annotation, cellular component: endoplasmic reticulum. Lineage: Eukaryota; Metazoa; Arthropoda; Thecostraca; Balanomorpha; Balanidae. Bases 259 to 1875 code for a protein of 538 amino acids. Gene Ontology annotation, biological process: tRNA methylthiolation. The transcript is spliced from 10 exons. Gene Ontology annotation, molecular function: tRNA (N(6)-L-threonylcarbamoyladenosine(37)-C(2))-methylthiotransferase activity; 4 iron, 4 sulfur cluster binding.
AACGGCGCAGCUGUGACAUUUUGAAUGUUCUAUUCAUGAGAAUUAUGUUUGCUGACGGAUUAAGUUUUCAGCGAGCUCCAAUGACUUUGCCUGUACAUCAUAUUUCCGUGGCAAUUAAUGCUCAAACUCCUUUAUGCAGCAUUACAGAUUAAUACUGAACAUUAUUGAUCACAGCAUGAUGUGAAAAAAACGGCGUGGGUUUCUAUUAUAUGCUGCAUGCAUCGACAUUUAUGAUUGGUAUUCCAGUUAAUAGACACCAUGGAACACACGGGCGAUCCCUGUACCGGUCUGAUGGAACUCGAUGACAUCGAGGACCUGAUUGGUGACGGCGAACGACCCCGCCGGGUGCGCACUGGUCCGGUAGUGCGCGCCCGUCGUAAGAAGACCGAGACCGCCGCUGCCGAGCCGCUGCCCGACCCGCCUGUGUGUGACAGUGUGGUGCCGGGGACUCAGCGGGUGCAUGUGCGCACCUGGGGCUGCACCCACAACAGCUCUGACAGCGAGUACAUGGCCGGACAGCUGGCUGCGUAUGGAUACAUCGUCACAGAUGAUGCCGAUUCUGCGGACCUGUGGCUCUUAAAUAGCUGCACCGUCAAAUCUCCAGCGGAGAGCCAUUUUAGAAAUGAGGUGGAGCGCGGCCGUCGGGCCGGUAAGCACGUAGUGGUGGCCGGCUGUGUGCCUCAGGGCGCUCCUCGCUCCGACUACCUGCAGGGGCUCAGCGUCAUCGGCGUGCAGCAGAUCGACAGAGUCGUAGAGGUGGUCGAGGAGACGCUCAAAGGUCACACAGUACGUCUGUACGGUCAGAAGAAGGACGCCGGUAAGAAGCUGGGAGGCGCGCCGCUCCUGCUGCCCAAGAUCAGGAAGAACCCGCUGAUUGAGAUCAUUCCGAUCAACACUGGAUGUCUGAACCAGUGCACCUACUGUAAGACCAAGCACGCAAGAGGAGAGCUGGGAAGCUAUCCUAUCGAGGAGAUCGUGUCCCGCGCGUCGGCCGCCUUCUCCGAGGGCGUGUGCGAGGUAUGGCUCACCUCUGAGGACACGGGCGCCUACGGUAUCGACCUGGGCGUGACGCUGCCGCAGCUACUCUGGAGGCUGGUCGAGGUGGUCCCCGAGGGCGGCAUGCUCAGGGUCGGCAUGACCAACCCGCCCUACAUCCUCGACCACCUGGAGGAAAUCAGUCGAGUACUGCGCCACCCGCGGGUCUACUCCUUCCUACACGUGCCGGUCCAGUCCGGCAGCGACUCCGUCCUAGAGGACAUGAAACGAGAGUACUUCGUCAAGGACUUCCGCCGCGUGGUCGACUUCCUCAAGGAGAGAGUUCCUGACGUGACCAUCUGCACAGACAUAAUCUGCGGCUUCCCCACGGAGACUGAGAAGGACUUUGAGCGCACGCUGGAGCUCUGCGCCGAGUACAAGUUCCCCAGCCUGUUCAUCAAUCAGUUCUACCCACGGCCCGGCACACCGGCCGCCAAGAUGCAGCGGGUGCCCACACAGGAGGUGAAGCGUCGGACCCGCGCGCUGACGGAACUCUUCCACUCGUACCGGCCGUACGACCACCUGGUGGGGAGACGACAGAGGGUACUGGUCACCGAGAUAUCGCACGACAGACAGUACUUUGUCGGACACAACAAGGCCUACCAGCAGGUGCUGGUGCCGAUGGAUGCCGACUUCAUGGGGCAGUUGGUGACAGUCGAGAUCGUCUCCGCCUCAAAGUUCUCCAUGAUCUCUCGAGUGGUGGGCUCGGAGGGUACUGCGGUGCGCGCCCCGGCGCCGGCUCAACUGGUGAGCUCUGGUCGGUCCCUGCCCCUGCCCCUGGUGGCGACCUUUGUGGCGGCGGUGGCGUACCUGGUGCUGAGGUUGAUAAGUGUGUGGUAGGAGCGGUCUCGGCGGGAGGGUGGGGCGGUGUUGAUGUGUCAUUCGCUUCAUCGGAGUAUAAGUCAGAACAUGAACGGCAUUCUGAGUAAGUGUUAGAAGUGAUUUGUGAGAGGGAAUGUGAUGUGUGUUUGCGGUGUGAUUUGCUUGAAUGGCCUCAAAAAGUGUUGUAAAUUAGUAGUUGUUUGUCGAAGAUGCCGGAAUUGAGCGACGGUCUUCUUCGAGAAUGCUGUUCUCACUGUGCACUUUGCUUGAAUGCUUGAGUGGCUUGAGUGCACUUUCGUAUCGUUGUGGUAUGUAAGUCCAGUUGUAUUGUGAAAUGAGGCUUGUGGUUUAUAAACUCGUGACACA